AUGAAUUUUAUGUUAAGAAGAAACGGUGGUCAAUUCCAAAAGUUUGGAUUUUUUAUUAGAUGUAAUAGCACUGAAAGUUUUUAUUCAAAAGCUAUCCUUGGAUUAAAGAAAGAUUUGAAACAAGCAAUGUUAGCAAAGGAUGAUUUAAAGAAAACUACUAUUAGAAACAUGUUAUCUACUAUAAAGAAUAAGGAGAUCGAUGCUAAGGACACCAAGUUUGAUGAGUUUACUCUUUUUGGAAUCUAUUCCAAAUUAAUAAAUCAAAGAAAGGACUCGAUCUCAGAUUAUCUAAAGAAUAAUAGAGAAGAUCUUGCUGGAAAGGAAGAACAAGAAUUGAAAUUGAUUCAAACUUAUCUUGAUUCUCUCCCAAUAGCAUCACCUCAAGAAAUUGAUACUAAAGUAGAAAAAUUUUUGAAUGACCUAAAGGAAAAAGAAGGAACCGUUCCAAUGAAGGAUGUAUUCUCAAAAGUCGAUUGGAAUACUUUAACCAAAGAAUGGAAAGCUUCUCAGAGUAUGAUCAAAAGUAGUAUUGUGUCUAAAUAUAAAAAUAUCUUUUAA
This is a messenger RNA of Vanderwaltozyma polyspora DSM 70294, 558 nucleotides long. It is a transcript of the gene AIM41, whose product is annotated as Aim41p. The transcript has a single exon. Gene Ontology annotation, cellular component: mitochondrion. Bases 1 to 558 code for a protein of 185 amino acids. The record is from RefSeq and is a predicted model, not a curated record. Gene Ontology annotation, molecular function: carbon-nitrogen ligase activity, with glutamine as amido-N-donor. Lineage: Eukaryota; Fungi; Ascomycota; Saccharomycetes; Saccharomycetales; Saccharomycetaceae.